Messenger RNA from Lichtheimia ornata, 1191 nucleotides. RefSeq lists its product as uncharacterized. The record is from RefSeq and is a predicted model, not a curated record. NCBI's taxonomy places the organism in Eukaryota, Fungi, Mucoromycota, Mucoromycetes, Mucorales, Lichtheimiaceae. The transcript has 6 exons. The coding region runs from base 1 to 1191 and encodes 396 amino acids.
AUGACGGUCCUGAUCCUGCUGCUGCUCUUAGGUGCAGUAGGCCCACUUUUCUUUAUCCUCUACAACAAUGCAAAGCCGGUCGAAACUCAACUGGGAUCCAGCAAUGUGCAAACUCGAUGGGCCCAACGGCUCAAUCUUUUAGUGGGUGCAUUGGGCAUCGUUCCUACGUUCAUGCGUGUCUAUGCUAUCGGUGUCACUGAUACGAUAACGACGACAUUAUGGCGACGUGGUGUCUCUGGAACUAUAUUGUACAAGGACGCGGUUGACCAGCUUACACAGUCAUGUGACAAGAAGGAUAGGGUUGCCUUGGUGACAGGUGGCGAUUCUGGCAUUGGAUUUGAGAUUGUGAAAGGACUCUUGAAGGUUGGAUAUCGUGUUAUCAUUGCUUCUCGAUCAAGGAAGAUGGCAGAAUUGGCCAAGAAGGAACUAGGUGCUGGUGAUGAUGCAUUAUCAUAUAUCUUGGUGGAUUUGGCAUCCUUCAAAAGCGUACAUGCCUUUGUCAACAAGGUACAAGAAAAGAUACCCAAAGGAUCGAUUGACAUUUUGAUCAAUAAUGCAGGCGUGAUGAAUGUACCAUGUCAUAUCACUGAAGAUAAUCUCGAGAGCCAAUUCCAAAUUAAUUGUUUAUCACCUCUAUUACUUACGCUGAUGUUGUUGCCAUGGAUUAACAAUAAGCGUGGUCGUAUCCUGUUUGCAUCCAGCUCUACUCUCUAUGGAUCGUCUCAAAUCGACAUUUCACUUGCUGGCAGGCGAUAUAUCGUGGAUGGAUUGACGAAUUAUUCACAAAGCAAGAGACUGGUUGCUUUAUUGACCCGGUGUCUUCAGGAUCAUCUUGACAAGUAUCAUGUGAACAUUAAAGCCUUCUGUUAUCAUCCUGGGGCCGUUCGAACCAAGCUCUUUGCACACACCACACUAUUCACAUUACCAUGGUUGAAAACCAUCUUCGAUUUCAUCAUGCUCACUCCCAGCGAAGGAAGUUUGACACCUUUAUACCUGUGCCUUGCUCCCAUGCAUGAUCUCGUCAAACAUGGUGGAAAAUACUUUUCGGAUACUGUACCACAGCCAAUCCCCCACGCUACUCCAUGCUCAGAGCCGGAUGAUGUGCAUAAAUCUCUUUGGGCACAGGCCUUGAAACUUUGUCAGCUAGGAGAGACCGAUGCAGCUACUUUAAUUAGUACAUGCCAAUCAUAA